AUGGCAAUAUUAAAUAAACUACUUAAUCUAAAUAUAUCAGAUAACAAAGAAUCAAAUAAAGAAUUAAAAGAAAAAUCAAUAGAUGAACAAAUAAUACAAUCUGGAUUUGAAAUAAGUGAUUGUUCAGAAAUUUGUGAUGAUUGUACAAUAUCAUAUCCAAAAUCUUUAAAAUUUGAAGAAACUGAACCUUUAUGGAAUUCAACAAAACCUUUUGGUUUACAUUUAAUAAUAUCAACUGGUAAAUCAGAUUGGCCUCAUGAUGCAACAGGUAUUGAAGGUACAUUAUCAAAUAAAAUUAGUAAUUGGGCUCUGGAAGAAUCUGGUAAAACAAGUAUUGGAAAUAUAAAAGUUACAUGUUCUUCAUUAAGUAAUGAUAAUUUAAUUAUUGAUGAUGAUUAUAUAAAUCAAAAAAAGGGAGAUGUUUUAAUAAUGCCAUAUUUUCUAUGGUUGAGAGGCAUUAAGUUAGAUGAAGUGGAUGAAAAAUUUAAUAUUUUAUUAUCAAUAUUUAACGAACAUAAUUUAAAAAAUAAAGAACUAGAGAAAGAAAAGGGUGAAGAUAAUGGAGAUAUUGUAAAUAAUCGUAAAGACUUAAAAUUUGAGUAUAUAAAAUCAAAAUUACCAACAAUUGAAGAAGAUAUAAAUUUAUCUUAUAUAUUUUUUUGUUCACAUAAAACAAGAGAUAAAAGAUGUGGUAUAACAGCACCAAUAAUGAAAAAAGAAAUGGAUUUAUAUUUAAGAGAUAUAGGAUAUUAUAGAGAUUAUGGUGAUCAAACACCUAAUGGAAUAUCAGUUGCAUUUAUAAAUCAUAUUGGUGGUCAUAAAUUUGCAGCAAAUGUUAUAAUAUAUAUUAAAUCAACUGGUCAAAAUAUUUGGUUAGGUUUAUGUAAACCAAAUAAUUGUAAACCUAUAAUUGAUCAAUGUAUUUUGGAAAAGGGGAAAGUUUGGCCAAAUAAAGUUAGAAUUUUACAAAAAUUUGAUCCUAUUGAAUGGUAG
Lodderomyces pseudojiufengensis is the source of this 993-nucleotide messenger RNA. RefSeq lists its product as uncharacterized. The record is from RefSeq and is a predicted model, not a curated record. The coding region runs from base 1 to 993 and encodes 330 amino acids. Lineage: Eukaryota; Fungi; Ascomycota; Pichiomycetes; Serinales; Debaryomycetaceae. The transcript has a single exon.